GUCAGCGGUAUUGGUAUGUUGGUGCUACUUCAUAUAAGCGUAGUUUACCGUUGGCGUCUUAAAAUUGCAAGUCAACAAAACUGGUAAAAAGACCACAGUAAAAUAGUAAAAUUCGGCCCCAAAACUGAAAAGUUAGCGUGAAUUUGAUAAAAGGAAAGACCUUCUUUUGUCAUGAAUUCACAGGAAGAAAAAAAAAGCGAGGCAGAAGCGGAAAUACAACGAGAAACGGGAGAUAAUGGAGAUAAGAACAGUGAAAAAAAGAAUACGGAGAAAGAUUUGGAAGUGAAUGAUGAGAAAAAGGAGACAGAGAAAAUUAAGCCAAAUGAAGUGGAAGAUGAUGACGAAGAGUUUGAGGAUGCAAAAGAUAGUCAUGAAAAUGGUGGAGAGGGUGUUGAGGAUAAGGAAGGGGAUGAGAAUAUUGGUGAAGAACAAGGAGGGCAACAGGAGGUGGAUGAUGGUGAAGAUGAGGUAAGUGGGGAUGGGGAGACAAGUGAAGAUGAAGACAGCAAUGAUGAUGAAGAAAGCGAUGAUGAUGAAGAGGAGGAUGAGGAGGGUGGAGAUGAGGAUGAGGAGGGUGAACAUGAGGAUGAGGAGGGUGACAAUAAGGUGGGUGAAGAUAAGGUGCAUAAAGAUGAGGUGGGUGAAGAUGAAGUGGGUGAAGAUGGUGAUGAACACAAAGACUUGGGUGAAGAUAAUGUUGGAGGUGAAGAGGUGGGUGAAGUUAAAAAAGAGGCACAGGAUGAUGAUAGAGAGGAGGGUGAGAUAUUGGAUGAUGAUGGUGGUGAAGGGAAGGGCCAGGUAGGUGAGUUGGAGGAGGGUGAAAUUGUGGAUGAUGAUGAAGACGUGGUUGUUGAGGAUGAAGAGGAUGUUGAUGAAGAAGGGAAGGCUAUAAAGAAGAAAGAAAAUGAGGAGGAUGGUUGGAAAGAAGAUGAAGAAGAAAAGAAAGAACCAGAGGAGAGAAAUGUGACCAAAAUGGGUUUCUGGUCUCAUGAUACACGCUUUAGCGAAGAUUAUGAUGAAGCAAGGACCAAUGCUAGAAAUAGAAAACUCUGGGACAAAACAGAAGUAAAAUGGGCCCAUGACCUCUAUGUUGAAGAUGACCAGAAACCAAAGACAAAGGAAGAGCUUGAGGAUUCUGCUCGGUUCAUUGACAAUUUAAAGAACAGAGGAAGAGGUCGACGAGGUCAGAAACUGAGCGAUUUUGUAAAAACAGACAACAAAGGACGCUUCGGGAGAAGGCGGAAUGAGGGACAGCGGAAUGAAGACGGAGGAGAGGGUAACGACCGCAGAAGAAAUACCGGGCGAAGAGACUACGAUAGUUUUAAAGAUGGCGCUCAGAGACGUCGCGAGUUUGAAAGAGAGAACAAGGAAGACUGGAAUGAGGAGUCCGGUGAAAGAAGAAACGAGGGUGACCGAAGACGGGAUGAUGGAGGAGAGGGCUCACAGCGGGAUCGAAGGCGUAAUGAGGGUAGCGAUAGGGAUAGAAGGGGACGCUAUGAUGAUAGGCGUGAGGACGUCGAGGGAUCGCGCAAUCGUGGUGGAGACAAAGACAGGGAGACUCGAGGAGACAGAGGAUUCGAUAGGAACAAAAAGGGACAGAACAGAGACAGAGGAUUCGAUAGGGACAAUAGAGGACAGAACAGGGAUAGACAGCGUGAAGAUGGCAACAAGCAGGGUGAAGGCAGGAUCAACCGUGACACCAGGGAACAUGACACAAGGGACCGGCAACGAGACGAUAGGAGGGAUCAAAGGGAUAACAGAGGAUUCGAUCGGGACAAUAGGAGACGUGACAGAGGUAGACAAGGAGAUGGUGAAGGGUUCAACCGUGACUCAAAGGGACGGGACAGGGAUACAAGAGGACAAGGUUUUGGGAACCGGGAAGAAAGGGGUGGUAAUGAGAGACGGAAUGAGAGACAGGGGGCGAACAACAACGAAAAAGCGACAGCAAAAAAAGAGACAGGCUUUGGUAGACCAGGUAACAAAAGGCAGGAAGAAACUGAGGAGAACUGGGAAGAGGAAACGAAUGAAGAAGUAAGGAAUGAAGAUCAGAAUGAAAGAAAUGAAAAACAAACGAGGGAUCGAAGACUUCGCGACAACGAGGAACGAUCACAAAGACGUGAUCCCGAAAACAGACCGGCAAGAAACGAAAGGUCCCCGAAGGAACGACGACAAGAAGGCGAGCAGGAAGAUCGCAGAAACAGAAAGCCUCGUUCUCGUGAAGAUGAGGGCGACAGACGAGGAAGAGACAGCAGGGAAGAGAGAGAUGGUAAAAAGAGAGAGAGAAACGUUGCUGAUGAGAAAAACGAUAAUGAAAACGAAGAAAGGAAAAAGACUGAAGAAAAAAGAGCUGGCGAUGAUCAAAAGCCUGAAAGGGACGCGGACGACGCCUCGGAGGGAAGAAGUACGAGAAAGUGGAGCGAGAUGAGAAACAAAGCCAAAGGACGGGGAAAGCCGCUGACCAAGGCCAAGAAAACUGCGGCUGACUUCGCGCGGGAAGCGGAAUUGGAGAGGCGGAAAAGCGUAGAGCUGGCGGACGAGGAAGCGCCCGAUGUGGAAUCGGGAAGAUUUUCUAAUGCCCAGAGCGAUGAUGAGGGAAAUGCUGGCGAAGUGUUGGAGAGUAAAGAACAAGAGGUAUCUGAGCCUGCGGCUGUUUCCAGCGGUCGUAAGCGUUACUCUGCUCAACGUCAAAAGCCCGUGAUGACAACGGCCGUCGAGACACCAUUACAACCUGUCGUUGAGUCAUCACCCAGAGAACAGCAGAUAAUCUAUGUUACACCACAAGGCUAUCCUCCGAUGUAUUACGCACAGCAACCAACCCUUCAAACGCAAGAAAUCAAUCCAGCGAUGUUACGACCCAUUUUGCUUCAAAACGGCCACUAUGCUAUGGCACCUCCGUCAAACGCCCCUACCGGAGAAUUUGUACAUAGUAUACCCAUGCAGGCCGGACAAUAUGACCAUGCACAGAACUUCACUGAUCCCAAUACAGGCAUGGUUUAUACCUCUCAACAAUUUCCAAUGAUUCCGAAUUUACCGCCUUUCAUGCCACAACAGGUCUUUCCGUCUGAAGUGGCGCCACCGGGGGGAUAUUACCAGCAAAACAUGCCGGCACCUCCACGACAAGGCAGCCCAGGUCAACCUAUACAGCCCAUGCAACCGGUACAACAGGUUUUAGUGGAACCUGCUAAAACGAGUUCAGCAAGAAAAAGAACUGCAGCGAUUCCUAUAAAAUCACCUGAAGUAGAGGCCGUCCAGGCAAACAACUGAAGUUAUAAACUGAAAUUGCAUUACCACAAUAUUGAAUUCAUCUAUAGUUUUCAUUGAUUUUACCCGGUUUGUUUUAAUAUUCUGGGAAACUUUUAUCUUUCCUACGGCUUCACGAGGUUUUUCUAGAAACAUAUUUUCAACUUUUGUAUUUAAAUUUUAAUAUAAUAAUCCCGAGAGAUCGACUUGUAAAAGAAAAAGGUAAUUUUACUCACGAUCGUUAACUGCGAACAUGAUCCAGGUUGCCCGAGAUAAAACAAGGAACGUGAAAUAUUUUGAUGUAUUGAAAUAAAUAAAAUGCAUCAUUCUGCCAGUGUAGUAGUCAUUAUGACAAUAGAUAUUGCCUUUUUGGUCUCAUAAGCACUAAUUCUAAUACUUCAAAAUCAUUUACGCUUUUUAAAUCUCGGGUGACUGGGAUCAUGGCGACAGACCCCGGAAAAUCUCCAUUGUCUGCGGUCUUUGUGGGCACAUAAUUUUUAGAACGUCAGAAUGAAGUAAUUAUCCGAUUCUUAGCAGUAUUGGGAACCAUCAUUUCUUGCAUUUGACGCUAACAUUAACGGAGAAUUUGUAGACGUGUACUUCAGUGUAAAUAUAUUAUUACGUGACGUACUUUCAUACACCAAAUCUCAUACGAGUUAUGAUAUACUUGAUGUU
Molecule: messenger RNA, 3915 nt
Organism: Dendronephthya gigantea
Lineage: Eukaryota; Metazoa; Cnidaria; Anthozoa; Malacalcyonacea; Nephtheidae
Product: spore wall protein 2-like
Exons: 16
Coding region: 172-3264 (1030 amino acids)
Source: RefSeq, a predicted model, not a curated record